Messenger RNA from Rhododendron vialii, 705 nucleotides. RefSeq names its product E3 ubiquitin-protein ligase RING1-like. The transcript has a single exon. Gene Ontology annotation, molecular function: ubiquitin protein ligase activity; zinc ion binding. The coding region runs from base 1 to 705 and encodes 234 amino acids. Gene Ontology annotation, biological process: protein ubiquitination. Lineage: Eukaryota; Viridiplantae; Streptophyta; Magnoliopsida; Ericales; Ericaceae. Gene Ontology annotation, cellular component: cytoplasm. The record is from RefSeq and is a predicted model, not a curated record.
AUGCCAAGACAUACACAUUGGUCUAUAGAAGAGACAUAUCGAUACUUCUGCGAGGAACGACCACUACCUUGUGAUGAUCCGGUUCCGAUUCGAAUCGAGCUACAUGUUAGCCGUAAUAUACUAGACGAGCUCGGCUUCCCAAGAACACCAACAACGACAACAGCAACAACAAUUAAUCACUCCCUACUACUAUCUGCAGAUACCGCAAGAGCAAAAGCAAAACUCUCGCCCAUACUUUCUGGCGUCGGAAUCCCGACAAACUUUCAUGCUCCUCUCAUUGACGACAUAUCCUCCCAUUCCUGGAAUUUGAGCUCCAUUGAAAGAUGCCCUAUACAUCGCCUUCCCAAAGUGCCCGCCAUUGUUGUGCAUAUUCCAGUCGAUGAACUCGAGGCCAAUGGGGUUGAGGAGAUUGGAGGUGAGCUGAUGUUCGUUGACGCGUUCGUGACUGUGCCCGCGACCGUGUCCUCCAUCGAGGCGCUGGAGAAAGUGGUAGUUCUUGAUGACGGUGGUGGUGGUGGUGGUGUUUCGGGGUUGAUGGACCAGUGUGCGAUCUGUUUCGAGGAGUUGGUUGGCGGGUCCGAAGCCAGUCGGAUGCCGUGUUCGCAUGUUUAUCACGGUGACUGCAUUGUCCGGUGGUUGAGAACGAGCCACUUCUGUCCGGUGUGCCGCUAUAAGAUGCCAGCAAUAUUUGAUUGCCUUAUUUAA